Molecule: messenger RNA, 1086 nt
Organism: Cyprinodon variegatus (sheepshead minnow)
Lineage: Eukaryota; Metazoa; Chordata; Actinopteri; Cyprinodontiformes; Cyprinodontidae
Product: tumor suppressor candidate 5 homolog
Exons: 3
Coding region: 426-971 (181 amino acids)
Cellular component (GO): membrane
Source: RefSeq, a predicted model, not a curated record
CUCCCGCGCGUAAAUGGAAAGCUUUUACGCACCGCUCGUAUUCACUUUAAAGGAUGUUUAAUCGCUGAUUUUUUCUUUUAUUUUUUUAUUUUUUUGCCUGCACCAUACCUCGCCUGGUAGUUAAGUGGGACUUCAGCUCUGGUGAUGUGAGGGAUGGAUGCGGUAAUACCUCACAGAGCUGACACCAGAGGGUGGGGGGUAAAAAGCGAGGCGUGCGUCACUGGCAACUAAACGCCAGAGGGACAGAGACAUCAAUAACAUCGCGUUCAUCAAUAAGGAAUCUGGAUGGAGUUAGACUGCUUAAUUAAAUAGGCUGCUCUCUGAAUUUGUAUACUUUAAUCUGAUGACCCCCAAAGGAGAACAUCCGAGGGAAGACUCUUCAGCACCUCCAUCAGCGGGACAACUUAGACUCCAACCGCUCAGCGAUGGCUAUCAACACUGAUGCAGCCUUCGAGAAGAGUGGCCUGGGUGAGAGGGAAGUCUCCAACCCUACCGACUUCCAGGACACCGAGAAGCUGCUGAGCAAAGCCCCCACCGAGCCCACCGGGGAGAGCAACCUUAAACCAUCCGACUCCUUUUCUCUGAACACCAGAGGCAGCGUCCGCUCCCUGAACGCGGAGCAAAACGGACACAGAUCCCCGCUAAAGUCAGGCUCUUUCGGGCAGCUGACGGCCCCACCCAGGUCUACUUCCAGGCUCAGCCUGGGUCAGCUCUCCUCCCCGGUGCCACAGGGCUCCACGCCCCCGAGUUACCUCUGGCUGGCCAUCCUGUCCUGCUUCUGCCCCGCGGUGCCGCUCAACAUCUGUGCCUUGUGGUAUGCAAGUGUGUCGAGGUCAGUUCUCCACACUGGAGACAUUGAAGGAGCAAGAAAGUAUGGGCGUUUAUCCAUGCUGCUCAGCGCUCUGGCAAUGCUGCUGGGUGUGGCUGUAAUCCUCUUCAUAGUGUUUAACUUUGAGACCCAAAAAAACUGAAUCCAGGCGAAUGGAAAGAGCUUCCUUUAACUACACCAGAUCCCACAUUUGCACAAAGGAAAGAGGAUCUCAGAUUGAUGAAGACUGAAGAAUCACAAGCACAACAUAGGAGCUG